Messenger RNA from Apis dorsata (giant honeybee), 1074 nucleotides. RefSeq lists its product as uncharacterized. Gene Ontology annotation, molecular function: ATP binding; inositol-1,3,4,5,6-pentakisphosphate 2-kinase activity. NCBI's taxonomy places the organism in Eukaryota, Metazoa, Arthropoda, Insecta, Hymenoptera, Apidae. The coding region runs from base 40 to 1017 and encodes 325 amino acids. Gene Ontology annotation, biological process: inositol phosphate biosynthetic process. Gene Ontology annotation, cellular component: nucleus. The transcript is spliced from 3 exons. The record is from RefSeq and is a predicted model, not a curated record.
UAUUUUAAUAAUUAUUUAUAAUUUCAGUUAAAGAAGAAGAUGAUCACAUGUCGCAGUACUUAUUGUCCAUUUGAUCUCUUUUCUGGAGUAGAAACACGCAUGAAAUCGGCACUAAAAGGAUUAUUAAAGUCACCUCAAAAUAAUUUAAAAAUUUUUAAGAAUGGUAUUCUAGUCUAUGAUCAAGAAUCAUCUUUGAACGAUCUUGAAUGUGCCUUAUCUGAUUGGUUUCGUAAUUCUGUUAAUUCUACCAAGAAGGAAUACAUUGAUAAAUUCUGUAAUUUAAUUUGUACUGCUCUUUUACAUCCAUUUAUUUUGGAAGAAUAUAAGUCUAACAUAUUUUCUUCUUAUGAAUUAUAUACAUCUCUCGAUACACAUGAUUUAAAAACAACUUCUUAUAUUAAUACAGAUCUAAUUGCAAAAACUAAAAAAUUUUUGUAUUUCGCUGGAGAGGCGUGCGAUUUAAAGGGUGAAAUAUUGCCAAAUAAUUCAGUGCUAGAACGAAUUCUUCGUAUGCAAAGGCUACCCUUUAUUAGUUCAGAAUAUGUUUAUAAUACAUAUUCAAAAUUUUAUUCAUUAUUAAAUGAUGAUAUAAUAUAUACUAAUAUGAUAAAUAUGUUUAAAUUUAACGAUCAUCGAAUAUCUUAUUUCAAACAAAAAAAAACUAUUACAGAAAAUCCUGAAAUAUUAAAAGAAGCUUAUAUACAAACAUGUGCCAAAGAUAUUUCCACUUCAAUAAGAUCAAAGUUUGAUGACGAUUAUAGUAGCAACAAACAUAUUAAUGAAUUAAAUGAAAAUAUUUUUCUUAUACAAAAAUCAAUCUUAAUACCAAUGCACAUUGAAAAAAAUAAUUUAUGGUACAAUAAAUAUAGCACAAUACAUAAUGAAAAUAAUAUACACGAAAAAGAAACAUAUUUAACUAUAAAUACCGAAAGUUUAUUAUGUUUGCAAAAUUAUUUAUUGUUUUCAUGUGCUAGAGAUUGUUCGAUAUUAAUGUCAUUUCGAGAAAUAAAUCCGUAAGUGCCAAAUAUUUUAUUCUGUGAAUAGUGACUAAUUAUAUUAUUAAUUGUUGAUUAU